Messenger RNA from Eublepharis macularius, 4799 nucleotides. It is a transcript of the gene ASXL2, whose product is annotated as ASXL transcriptional regulator 2. The transcript is spliced from 13 exons. The record is from RefSeq and is a predicted model, not a curated record. Gene Ontology annotation, cellular component: PR-DUB complex. Bases 167 to 4267 code for a protein of 1366 amino acids. Lineage: Eukaryota; Metazoa; Chordata; Lepidosauria; Squamata; Eublepharidae. Gene Ontology annotation, molecular function: DNA binding; peroxisome proliferator activated receptor binding; chromatin binding. Gene Ontology annotation, biological process: animal organ morphogenesis; positive regulation of transcription by RNA polymerase II.
ACAUGGCGGCGGGAGGAGUCGCGGGUGUCGCGAGCCUCAGGAUUUAAAGCAGCGGCCCGUCCCACUACCUUGAGAACUUCCCGGCCAGUUUUGGGCACGCAUUUCCCCCUUGUGGUCUCAUUCAUUUUCUCCUUGGUUUGCUCAGCUCCCCCAAUACCCGGCCGCCAUGAGGGAAAAGGGCCGCAGGAAGAAGGGCAGGACCUGGGCAGAGGCCGCCAGGACGGUUCUAGAGAAAAAUCCCAAUACACCUAUGAGCCAUAAAGAGAUCCUUCAGGUUAUCCAGAAGGAAGGACUGAAAGAGAUCAGAAGUGGGACUUCUCCUCUUGCAUGUCUGAAUGCUAUGCUGCAUACCAAUUCCCGUGGGGAUGAGGGCAUUUUCUAUAAGGUCCCAGGAAGGAUGGGUGUCUACACACUGAAGAAGGAUGUUCCAGAUGGGCUGAAAGAACUGUCUGAAGGCUCAGAAGAGAGCAGUGACAUCCAGUCGGAUUCCCCCACCUCAGAAAACAGCAGUAGCAGCAGUGACAGAAGCAGUAACAAGGAAGGGAGGAAAAGCAGGUGGCGAAGGAAAGUAUCAACCAGACUCUCACAAGUGUCCUCGCCCCAGCCAGGCUGCCCAUCUCCUUCUAUUCCACCAGGUAAAGUCAUCUCAUCAUCUCAGAAGCACAGCAAAAAAGCACUCAAGCAGGCUCUGAAGCAGAAGCAGCGGAAGCAGCAGCAGUGCCGAGCCAGCUUGCCCGUCUCCUCCACCCACCUCCUCCUGCAGCAGCACACAAAAGCCAUCAGCCACUCUGCCCCUGCAAAACCUGCCUGGGAAGGAAAACAGUCAGAUGGACAUUCAAGUAGUCCGCAGAAUUCAACUUGUAGUUCUUCUCCCUCUGUUAAAGCUGAGCCCGCUCUCCCAGUCCUGGGGAAGAAGCCAUUCCAGAGAUCUGAACGGCUCCAUGCAAGGCAGCUGAAGAGGACAAAAUGUGCUGAAAUUGAUGUGGAGACCCCAGAUUCCAUCCUGGUGAACACCAACUUGCGGGCCUUGAUCAACAAGCUCACGUUCUCUCUUCUACCAGCUGACUGUCAGCAGCGGCUGCUCCUGCUGCUUCCUGAAGUGGACAGGCAGAUUGGGAUGGAUGGACUGCUGAAGCUUAGCAGUUCUGCCCUCAACAAUGAGUUCUUCACUUCUGCUGCCCAAGGGUGGAAAGAACGGCUGUCAGAAGGGGAGUUCACUCCUGAAAUGCAGCUGAGACUUCGACAGGAGCUAGAGAAGGAGAAGAAAGUGGAACUGUGGAAGGAACACUUCUUUGAGAGCUACUAUGGACAGAGUUCUGGGCUGAGUCCUGAAGAAUCCAAGCAACUGACAUCCUGCAUCCCUGCUGCUCCGCCACAGGCUAGAAAUUCAGCAGUUCAGCUGCAGCAGUGCAUGCCCGUCUCUGUAGCUGUAUCAAGCAAAGAGGCGGCUCCAAAAGCACAGGAUCCGUUGGUAUCACUGCCACCAGCAGCAGCGGCAAGCAAAGAAGAGGAGGAGAAGCAAGUUCAGAAGCCGCCAGAGCUUGUAAGCUCCUCAGAUAGCAGUCUGCUCUCCAGAUCCAGUGACCAAGCUCCCCACGGGCCUUCCACAGGGAUUGAGGAGCCAGGAAGGGCCCACUUGGAAUCUGCAGUGAAAGAUGAUUCAAGCAAACCAAAGAGUCCAGCAGCUGCUGUCAUUGAAGCAACUCCAGAAGACUCUCAGGAGACACCUGCCAAGGAGGCCUCUGUCACUGGCACAGAACAGAUGGACAUUGGAGUCCAGGGUCUCAAGAGGAAAUCGGAGAGUCCUGAACAGGCAUUGACUACACCAGAAAAACGGCCCCAUGUUGCAGAGAACAGCCACUCCAGCCCACAUUUUCAAAGCCCUCCGCAGCCCUUUCCAGCAGCGCCCGUGCCAAAGGUCCCGCCGCUCAGGAUCCCUGUCUCCAAGAUCUAUGGAUCUUCACUGCCAUUUCCUGCCAGCCAGGUCUCUCCCAGGUCCAGUUUCCCUUGCACCAUCUCAAGUCCCAGGAGAACUGGUGUCAGGACCCUGGCAGACAUCAAGGCCAGAGCCCAAAUGGCCAGGGCCCGGCGAGCAGCAGCCACCGCCGAAGCAGCAGCUUCCAUUGCUGCUACUGCUGCCUCCAUUGUGGGAGCCAUCCCAGGCCCGGGCCCAGGAGGAGGGGGGAAAGGAGAGGAGAGGGACAGUCCAACAUCAGGGGAGCCCCAUGGAACUGCAACCCCAGCAAACACAUCAGACCUGGCAGGCACUGGAAGUGGGGCAGGUCCAAGAAGGCCUUUGCCCUCCGGCCAGGGUUCCUGGGCCCCAGCGGAAUCUCCGCAAACGGAGCAGGUGGCUCCCUGCAGUACUGCAAGAACACAGCUACAGCCGGUUCCCUCCCUGCAACCCAGAACUCCAGACAACUGCCCUGGCAAAGAGACACCAUCAGCCACUCAACCAACAGUAGUGAACAUAGGCCCCUUGACAGCCUUGGCAAGCCAAGGUGGCAGGGCUUCUUUGAGCUUGAGUUGUGGCCUUGUGCCAGGAAUGGAUCAGCCUGGUAAAACCCCUUCUACUCUCAGCCAGCCUGCAAAAGUAUUCUGUGAUCCAGAGCCCAGGCCAGCCAGCAAAAGUCUACCUGAGGCAGUGCUUGCCACCAGCACAAGUGUUUUACAAGGCACAGCACACUCACCUUCUCUGUCUCAGUUGUCUGCCGUGCCCUUCAAGGCACCGCCUCUCCCUAGCCCUUCGGCUGCCACUGUGGCAACCCCCACUAUGGCUGCCCCCUCCUGUAGCACUUUGUUAGUUGCCCACGGCCUUAAAGUGCCCCCAAGCACAUUGGGAGCAACUGAAAUUGGGCCUCCCCCAAAGACAAGCUCCAGCAUUCCUGCAAAUAACCCCCUGGUUGCUCAGUUACUUCAAGGCAAAGAGGUCCCGAUGGAGCAGAUCUUGCCCAAGCCUUUCACUAGAGUUGAGAUGAAGACCAUCCCAUUCCCUGUGAAGGAUCACAAAGAGUCAGUAAUACGAGCCAGGCUUGGCGACAGGCAGCCAUACCUGGUCCCACUGCAGCACUGUGGGAAAGCAGGCUUCAAUCAGAGUAGGCAGCAGGUACCCCAUAGUGUACAGCCGUUUCCCCCCUUCAAAGGCCAGGAGCCAUGGAAUACCAAUGCUGACUUGUACCCCAGCCCAGAAGCCUUGGGACAGGGAGCCCAUGAGCAUAUCCUCCAAGCCCUGCUGCAAAGAGUGUCAAGGCAGAAUCUGCCCUCUCCCACUGCGCCACCUUCCCAGCUCGCUCUCCUGCCUCCAGACUUUCCAGUGGAAAGCAGCUCCACCAGCCAGAGCUUCAUGCUGGGUUUCACAGGGAGGAGGACAUCCAAGCCUGCGAUGUCUGGUCAUUACCUUCUAAAUGUUUCCACCUAUGGCCGUGGCUCCGAGCACCUCAGAAGGAAACUUGCUAUGCACCCAGAGAACCACGUGUCCCCGGAGGGACUCAAACUGGAAUUUGAAGAACAGGAGCGUGCAGUAGGAGACAGCAGCAGUGGAGAAGAUGGAGGAGACACAGAUGGGGAGGGCACAGCAGACGAACAGGAGUGUGUUUUGGUUAAUGAGGAACUUCUGACUCACGAGGAAAGAGGACAGCAGACAAACCCCCAGGCAAGCGCUGUAAAAGCAGAGCAAGUGGCUGCAAGCUGGAAGGGCAGGGGCACCCACCAGUUCUCAUCAACCCAGGAAUUUGCAAAAGCCAUGGGAAGGGGUUUUAUUCAGGUGCCCCAGGAAAAAGCAGCCCAGACAGUGAGGGGGGAAAUGCGAUCUUGGAGCGCAGAGCUUCACCCUGAUGCAACAACAAACUCAACCCCACCCCAGCCCCUCCUCCUAUCUCCCUCGCCACCUUCUCGGCUCUUUGGGAACCCUGCUGCUGCACAGCUUGUUGGCCCGGGCUACAGCGGCACAAUCAAUGUCUCCACUUCACCAGACAUGCACCAAGAGGCACUUCUGACAGGAUUAUCAGAUCCCAGCAGCAUAGGGGACGUGGUGUCCUUCUCUGUGACUGUGACAACCAUCCCCGCCAGCCAGUCAGCAAACACAGGAAGCCAUGGGCAGCCCCUCCCUGCCCAGGCCUUUUCUGAAACCGGUGGCUUGGAGGACCUGCCCUCCAAGUGUUACUGCCGUUUGAAAGCCAUGAUCAUGUGCAAGGGCUGUGGGGCUUUUUGCCACGAUGACUGCAUUGGCCCCUCCAAACUCUGCGUCUCCUGCCUGGUCGUCCGGUAGCAGGGAGCCUCCUGGCAUCUCCGUUGGAGGGACCAGCUGCUGAACAGGGAGUCCGACCCAGCACCUGCUUGCUUUCUUUGGAGAGCCAAGGCAUCUUGCACAGCCAGCUGAAAUCUUGGGACAAGUGUUUGCACUUAAGGAAUCGUGUAAAUAGGUUGCAUCAGUUUUUGUCUUAAAAAUAUUUUUUGUUUCUUUCAGUCUCUUCAGGUAAAUAUGUUGACUCAUAUUUCACUGAGUCCCCUUACCAGUUUCUGGUUAGUGGAAGCAGAGCCUGGUGAGUCCCUCAUCUCACAGUCUGUUCCUUGCUGGGUCGCAUCAGCUCACUGAGCCCCUCCAACAAGCUAGUCAAGCCCUGCCCUGCCCUCCCUUUCCUUUCCCCCCAGAAGAGUCCACAGUGCCGUUUGUGGGGGCUGAUGGGGUGCUGGUCCUGGCUAACUAGUUCUUUCUAACUGCAUAUAACCUACAUGAUAUCGUGACUCAGUGUAGCAGCCAGGAUUUACAGACUAGACAUACAAUGAAUAACAUUUACUUU